This is a messenger RNA of Daktulosphaira vitifoliae (grape phylloxera), 2447 nucleotides long. RefSeq lists its product as uncharacterized. The record is from RefSeq and is a predicted model, not a curated record. NCBI's taxonomy places the organism in Eukaryota, Metazoa, Arthropoda, Insecta, Hemiptera, Phylloxeridae. The transcript has 5 exons. Bases 1 to 1395 code for a protein of 464 amino acids.
AUGAAUGAAGAAAAUGGUAAUAUAUCACUUACAAAUGUUGUCAAUAAUGAAUUGUUUUCAUAUUCCACUAUUCUAAUUAAAGGAUUUAUAAGAAAUGUAGUCGAUAAUGAUUCUAAAUUAUUAAUUGAACAUUCAUUUAAUUAUAAUGCUUCUAAUAAUACGUCCUUAUGGACUGUAUUUAAAAAUAAUUUUAAAGUGAUAUUAGAAUUAAAACAUGGGGAUAAUUUAAUAACUCUUAAAUAUGGAAAAUCAAUAUUAACAACAAAAUUAGUAUUUAAACCAAGAAGAACCAAAUUUACAGUUCAACCAAUUUAUGUAAUUUGUUCCGAUCAUGAUGGAAAAUUUCAGGCACCAAAGGAUCAUGAUAACUCAGUUCAUGUUGCAUGUAAAAAGAUAGUAUUAGGUCUAAAAUUAAUUCAAAUGCUAACUGCAGAGAAAAUGGAUGAACAGGGUUUUGGGAAAAAGACAUUCCAAAUUGAAAAUGACUGUCAAAUAAUUAAGAGUUCACUAAUAAGAGAGUCAGUGUUUAAAAUGAACCCAGAAAAACUAUGGGAGCACAUAGCUCGUGAAAUAACUGCCAACUAUAAUUCUUAUGUUAAAAAAUUUUUGGCAUUUUUGUCUUGUACUUAUUGGGAUGGAAAAAAUUUACAUGGACAUGUUGCAUUAGGAGGAGGUGGAUUAGCUUUAUUUGGUACAGGAUGUCUUUAUACUUGGCCUAGUGAACUAGAAGAAAUUUUACCAUGUUUUAUGAAUAUGAAAAAAGUCAAUACCAGCUUACUCCUAGAUGAUAGUUGUUUUAGAGGAAAUUUUGGUGGAUGCUUCAGUACUACAUUAGGUUCAGUAUGGCAUGAAAUUGGUCACAUAUUUGAUUUAGGUCAUUCCAAGUAUGGUAUAAUGGGUAGAGGAUUUGACAAUGUCCAUUUAACAUUUACAUUAGAUGGUAAAAAUAUUGCUCAAGAAAAUGUAUUUAAAAAGAAAACAUAUGCUGUAUACAUUGAAGAAAAUUGUAUAAAUAACUUGAAUGAUAAUAAAAUUGAUUUACCUAAUAAUAAUUCUUCAAAACUAUGUAAUGCAAUAAAAAAUAAUGAGUCGAAAACAGUAUGUUGGUCUAUUGGAUGUGCUUCAAUUCUUUCAGUUCACAAAUGGUUCAAUACUUUCAAUGAAAAAAAUAUCAAUGAAAAUAUUCCAAAUUAUGUAAAAAAAAGAAAUUUAAUAACAUCAGAUAUUGGAUUAAAAGUUGUUCAGUUAAGGCAUGAUGAUGGUAGUGUCAUCCACUCUUGGGAAUUUUUUAAACCAAAUAAACGAAUAUUUAUACUUCCUAUUCAGCAUAUAAACAUUGGUCUGACAAUUUUCGCUAUAGAUUUAAAUGGAAAUAUGUUAAAGCAGUUGCUAUAAUGUAUAAAUUAUAAAACUAUUAAUAUAUUGAACUAUAGUAUUUUCUAAAUUAUUAUUACAACAUUUUUAUAAUCAAUGUAAAUACUAUAAUAUUAAUAUAUUAUAUUAAUUAUCUUACUAUUAUUAUUCUCUUCAGUGAUUCGAUUUAGUAAACAAAAUAAUAAACCAAGAUCUAUUUGUAUAGAACUUGAAUUAACUGAUGCAGUCUUGUCUACACUAAAAAAAUCUAUUUCAUGAUUUUUUUAAUUGUAAAGAUUUUUUGAUUCAUUACUGAUCAAUUUUUACGUAAGAUUUUAAUUAAAACCAAGUUUUAGUAAGUUAUGAAACAAAAUUAAGUAAUUUAACACUGGUUUUAACUCUCAAAUAUAUUUUUGUGUGAAAAAUAAAUAAUAAAAUAUAAAAUUAUAUUUUUUUAGAUUAUCGCUAAAUAUUUAGUAAAAUGACAAGUCGGAGGUAUUUCUCAUAUAUUUAUGGAUUUUUAAUUCAUUUUAGUAGAAAAAUUUCUUUUUUAUCAUUCAAACAAUACUAAUAUAUGUUAAAAAAAAAUUCUAAAUAAUUUCUGGAUACAAUUUUUUUACCAACGAGAAUUCAAAAUAUAUAUUAAUUUUAAAUUACGAUUUAUUUUAUUUUAGCCAAUCAACCGUUUGCGUUUUUUAAAUGGCUUACAAAUUUAGAUUUAAAAUACAAAUCCAUCAUUAUUUUAGUUUUAAUAAUACUGAACACAAAAAUAUACAGUUUCAAUGCACCGUAAAUUAUUUUUAUGAUAUUUAUCAAGAGAAUUUUUACUUACUUAUUUUUAAAGGAAACGAUUUCCUUAUAAUAGAGAAUAUAGAGUUGUAUCUGUGACAAAUAACGAUUACUGUAUGUUAAACAGCAAAUCAUCAAUAAAAAAUUGGACGAAUAUAGUUAAACUUAAAUGAACAAUUUUUUUUUUUCAUCACAUUAGUGCUUAAGUAUUAUUUAUUAUAUAGUUUCUUCGGCCUUAAGCUGUAAUUUUAUACUUAAAAUAUUGUUAUUUUUAUUGUUUGUCUUUGUUUUUGUAUUGUUAAUUA